CACCCACCAUUUUCAUUUUUCACACCACAACGUCAAGUCAAAAAAGUGAGGACAAAUUUUCCAAGAGUUAACUUGAGAGUUUGCGGUUGUUUGUAUAUUUUUAUUUUUGUUCCCAAUCAUUGAAUCUUCUCCAAAAACUUACCAACAUAAUUCCAAUCCAAGAAUAACAAAGUUCUCGGACCAUAAUGAAUUCCUUCAUGCGGCGAAACAUUACUGCCGAACAAAUGCACAGUUUUCUCAAGGACAAACAAGCCUGGGAAAAUGCCAUUGCCAUGUACAAUGGCCCCGACCCUCUCGAGCACUGGUACAAUUACAUUUGUUGGUACAAUAGCAACAUACACGGUGACCCGGAGAACAAGUUUCGAGAAACUCUCGAACGAUGUCUCACACAGUAUGAACACAACGAAUACUACAAACAAGACCCGCGAAUGGUCAAGUUGUGGAUCAAGUACAUAGAUUUGCAACCGAAUCCUUUGCAUUUCUAUCAAAUAUUGUAUCAGCGAGGCAUUGGCAGGCAGUGUGCCUGCUUCUAUACCAAUUGGGCACAUUACUAUGAUUCGGCAAAUGCAUUCAAAGAAGCUGAAUCCAUUUACAAUCUGGGCUUCCAGGCCAAGGCAGAGCCGUACACAGAACUAGAGGGUGCUCACACAAAGUUCCUUUAUUCUCUUUCCCAGCGAAUGGUUUAUGACGAUAAGAAACAACAUAAUUCCCUUCCCACACAGCACCAACAACAACAACAGCAGCAACAAAUACCAAUUAGUCAGCCGUUAGAAAAACGUCCUGCCGAUGUGGGUCAGCAUCUCCAUCAACAACAACAACAACAACUCCAACAGCAGCAACAUAUGCCUGAGCAAGUCCAACAGCAUUGUCAUCAACAGAUUCAGCAACAGCAUGCAGCAGAGAUUCCAGUUCAACACCAGACGCAAGUCCAAACGCCGGUGGUUAACACAAACUGCCAACAAUACACUGAAUUGCAGAGUUCCACAGCAACUGCCAUAUCUUCCUCAUUGAACUACAUUUACAAUGAACCGCAGGUUGCUACAACUGCCGCCUAUCCACAAGAUCCAGCAGCCGCCUCUGGCUCCCACUCGCACUCCCAACCGCAUGAUAUUCCACUGGGAAAUGUUAAACUACCUGCACAGUUUGCUACAUAUUGCCGCAACAACUACGAAGUCUGGAAACCAGCUCUCUUCUUAGAAGAACCCGAUGAUCCAUACAAGCGCUGCCAGUACCAAAAGACACUAGUUUAUCCUGGUGGUGACAUAGAAUUUAGUCCCGAAGAGAUUCGGGCGAAAAAAUGGAAGUCCAAUCAACAAAAAUCUAGACAACAGCCACAACAACCAGUUGUAGUUCAACAAACACCUUCAGUUGCAGCAACUCCAGAACAAACACAUGUCGUCGCUGAUAUUGAAGAUCAAAUUGAGGCAUCGACAAUCCGUUUCAGCACUCAUGAGGAACAUGGAGUGACUAAGAGUAAAACAAUUAAAAUCAAAUUUAAAAAAGAGAAACCAUCAACGGCAUUGGAUUCAUCUUCAAAUUCCAUCAAUGGCCAGAAUAAUUACAAUUAUACAAUUGAGAAUGCCUAUGCAACGGAGGACACAGCCUCGCAGGACGACGGCCACCACCACAAUCGGGGGGGAAACAACAACAAUGGCUUCCAUCCUUAUCAAAUGCAAACAUCCACUCCAAAAGUUAAGAAGCCUAAAAAGCUAAAGAGCGUCAAUAAGCAUUUAGCUGGAAAAUAUUUAUCGGCGGCCACUGCUCAUGGAGAUAGCAACUCGUCGGAUUACCAUCCACAGCAGCAAUCUCAGUAUCAGUACGAGGAAGCGAAUCUUCUACUGACUUUUGCCAAAGAAAACACCACUUCCUCCUCUGCGACGACUCCACAGCAACUACAACACCGAACACCGAUAAAAAUUCGACAAAAGAACGGUGAUUCUGUACACUAUGCAGCCAAUGACAAUGCUAGUUUCUCGUUCAACGAAACAGCCUAUUUGGACAAUUCGAAUUGCUCGGUUAGUUCGGCUGUUGGUCGUUUAAAUUUCCGCGAAUCACAACGUGAUGAUUUCUCCACAUACGCCGAAAAUAGUUUCUUUGCAUCGGAAAACGACAAGGAGCUACAGGAGCAGCGCCUCGAGAAAGCCCUCACCGUAAUUGAGACACACAUGGCCAAGCCGGUUAUUGACCCGUUCAACAAUGAACUAUGUAAGGCGUUCCUCACCAAACUCAAUUUUCCGUCCUACGAUGCGGCCGAGAAUGUAUACAAAGUGGUUAGCACGCCUCUACCAAAAUUGGCCAACACUAAGAUGAUAACGUUGGCUGAUAGUCGCUUUAGCAUCGAAAAGGAAGUGGGACGUGGAUCAUAUGGUUCGGUGUACAAAGCCACCGACUGCAAGACGGGAACAGUUGUAGCGCUUAAAUAUCAGAAACCACCCAAUAUUUGGGAGAUAUACAUAUGCCAUCAGGUGCGACAGAGGAUUCGGACGGAGACCGUUCUACCAGGUGUUAUGAACAUCUCGUCUGCUGUAAUUGCACCCAAUGCGAGUAUAAUUGCUACAGAAUUCUCACCUUACGGCUCAUUGCUGGAUAUUAACAAUAAGAUCAGGCAGGCUACCAAGAAGGUAAUGCACGAGAGUCUAGUUAUGCACUUUAGUAGCCAGAUUCUAAAUAUUAUCCACUGCUUGCACAAGAGCAAAAUCAUUCAUGCCGACAUUAAGCCGGACAAUUUUCUGCUGAUGCGUGUGCCCAAUACAGAUCUCCAUUAUCCAUCGCUGCGUCUUAUUGAUUUUGGUUGUGCGCUCGAUAUGACUUUGUUCCCAGAACGUACGCAAUUCCGCAAAAUCAUUCAAACCGAUGGAUUCACUUGCAUCGAGAUGCAAGAAGGUCGCCCUUGGUCGUAUGAAACUGACCUCUUCUGUGUUGCGGGUACAGUUCAUGUGAUGCUCUUUGGAGAGUACAUGCAGAUUUCCAAAAAAUUCGAGACCUGGGAUAUAAAGCAGAAGCUACCGCGAUAUCUCAAGAAACACGUCUGGACGGAUUUCUUUGGCAGCAUGCUGAAUAUAAAAAGCCAAGAUAUCUUACCCAAUUUAUUGGAUAUUAAAAUGCGAUUUGAUGAGGAAGCUAUGAAGAUGGACUCUGAGUUGCAGUCGCAAAUUAGGACGCUAUCGAAUUUGCUACAUCGUCGAUAGUUACAUAUAUACUUAUAUUUUAAGCAUUCAUCUCAUAAUUAAGAGGAAGAAGCAACAACAACAACAACAAAAGUAUAAUCGUAUUUCUUUUUUUUUUCAUUACUGUUUAUUUUAAUUUUGCAAUUUAUCUUUUUUUUUAUUUCUAAUGCAGAUUAUACCUAAUAACCUUUCUUUGAAUUUUUAAUUAUUAUAUUGAAAAAAAACAAAACACACAAAACAUAAUCCAAUUGUACGAUAUCUCUUUUUAAGAACUGAUGACAGAGCUCCGAAGGAAGGAGUUGGAGGAGUUAUUAUUUUUUUUUUCAUUUAGGUACACUCUUUAGGCAGUGUAUUUUAUGUUGUAAGAAAGACUAAAAAAUUGAAAUUAUAAUUUUUUUCGAAAUUUAAAAUUAAAAAAUUAAUAAAAAAAAAAACAAAUAAGAAUAA
Messenger RNA from Episyrphus balteatus (marmalade hoverfly), 3614 nucleotides. RefSeq lists its product as uncharacterized. The transcript has 2 exons. Gene Ontology annotation, biological process: mitotic spindle assembly checkpoint signaling; protein phosphorylation; meiotic sister chromatid cohesion, centromeric. The coding region runs from base 186 to 3188 and encodes 1000 amino acids. Gene Ontology annotation, molecular function: ATP binding; protein kinase activity. The record is from RefSeq and is a predicted model, not a curated record. Lineage: Eukaryota; Metazoa; Arthropoda; Insecta; Diptera; Syrphidae.